Magallana angulata is the source of this 940-nucleotide messenger RNA. RefSeq lists its product as uncharacterized. Lineage: Eukaryota; Metazoa; Mollusca; Bivalvia; Ostreida; Ostreidae. The record is from RefSeq and is a predicted model, not a curated record. The transcript has 2 exons. Bases 80 to 574 code for a protein of 164 amino acids. Gene Ontology annotation, biological process: signal transduction.
GGAGGGCGUAUAAAGGGAAAACUCGAAUGAUUAAAGCAUAACAUAAAGAGUUUUGGACAAUUAAUAACUAUCGUGCAAAAUGCAGAAAACUUCAAGGGAAACAGGUAUGGACAAACAGAUACAACCUUCAGUACCCGAUUAUCCAGCUGAAAGAGAGAUUGAUUACGACAUUGCGAUAAUCUAUGACAAAGAAGACUUUCAAGAUGUUUUGGAAUUCAAGGAACACCUUGUAACCGAUGUUCUAGAAUCAAAAGAUAAACAAAACAUUUCAGUUGUAUCAUUUGACACGACAAUGGUGAAGAACAUUAGGGAAGCUCUAACAAAGUCCAGAUUUGCUUUUCUAUUCCUCACUAGAUCCUUUUGUGAAGAGUCCUGGCCUAGACUGUCUCAAGAGAGUGUUGUAAGAAAUGUGUUGUACGGGGAUGAGAGUGGGUGUAUAAUUGUACCUAUCUUUACCGUGAAUAGAAAUGAGUCAACAUUCAAGAUUCCUUUAGGCCUCAACGUCUUAAAAGGACUCCGAUACUGUGAUAGAGACCAAUUUUAUACGGCAUCUGUUAUCAAACUUCUGUUUUAAUUAAAUUUUUCAACAGAUAAUACUUUUUAACAACCGCAGCCGAGUUGAUGAAAUGUAGCUAAGAGUGUAUGCAUUUCCUUUAUAAAUUUCCUAAAUACGUCAAAUACUAGUACUUUGUAGAUUGUUACUUGCACUAUUAAAUCAAUCAUUCUGUGCAUGUUUGUUAUAUAAAUCUUCAUCUGUAAUAUGUAUGUACAACUUACUACACAAAAGUCAGAGCAUUCGCAUGACACUCAUUUUUCAUAUAUUACGCUGUUGAAAACUUGAAAACUAAUGUUUGUGUUAUUUUUAGUAUUAAAAUGUUUAUAAUUAUUCAAUCUUCCUAGAAUGAUGUAAAUGUUUUUGUUUAUAAACGAAUAAAAAGUG